AUGAGUGCACAAGCUCUGACGGCUGAUACUGCACCUGGACUGCAAUCAUCUUCUAAUGCAUUUCCCUCCUCACAACAAUCACAACAAUCACAACAACCAUCUAUAGAGAAAAAGGAAAUAGUACCAAGAGAUGUCCGAUUACUUCAUUUGAUAUUUGCUACUCAAGGUAUUCAAAAUUAUCAAGAUCAUGUACCGUUACAAUUGAUGGAUUUUGCUCAUAGGUAUACAAAAUCUAUCUUGAAAGAUGCCUUAAUAUAUAAUGAUCAUGCAAAACCUGCCACUAACAAUAAUAUCAAUUCAAAUACAAAUACAACAGUUAAUACAGAUGACAUAAGGUUGGCCAUAGCUGCAAGAAGUAAUUAUCAAUUUAAACCUGUACCCCCAAAAGAGUUAUUGCUAGAACUAGCUCAAGAAAGAAAUUCAAAACCUUUACCACCAGUAAUACCGAAGUGGGGAUUAAAUUUACCUCCUGAAAAAUAUUGUCUAACUGCAAAAGAUUGGGAUAGCAUAUAUGAUGAACCAGAUAUUAAUGAGAAAGAAGAAAUAACUGAUCAACAACAAAAGAAGAAAUCGAAAACUAAAUAG
This is a messenger RNA of Lodderomyces pseudojiufengensis, 585 nucleotides long. RefSeq names its product chromatin modification protein. Lineage: Eukaryota; Fungi; Ascomycota; Pichiomycetes; Serinales; Debaryomycetaceae. Gene Ontology annotation, cellular component: SAGA complex; transcription factor TFIID complex. Gene Ontology annotation, biological process: RNA polymerase II preinitiation complex assembly; DNA-templated transcription initiation. The record is from RefSeq and is a predicted model, not a curated record. The transcript has a single exon. Bases 1 to 585 code for a protein of 194 amino acids. Gene Ontology annotation, molecular function: transcription coactivator activity; RNA polymerase II general transcription initiation factor activity; protein heterodimerization activity.